CAAUUCUCUCAAUGAAAAUGCUCUUAGAAGAGAAAAAUAGAGAACCGAAAUAAUAACGCAACUUCUUUUCGUAUUUUUUAAAGCAUCUAUUUAUCAGAUACAGUACCGCAGCUGAGCAACGAAAGGUGGCAAAUAUCUGAUCAUAUAUUUUUGGUGGUUUAUAACGUAUAAAAACAUUUUGCUAGCGCUUCUCCAGAUUGUAUUAGUAUUAUGAUUACGACCCCGGAGAUCUGAAAAUGAAUUAUCCUAAACUAGAACUAGACGUGUCCACAGUUAUUGUACGUGGUUAUAUCAAGGCAGUGCAUAGGCAUGUACAGCUCUCUAAAAUAAUAGGAACUGAGUAAGACAAAGUAUGGUCAAACCUGAAAAAAAAGGAACUAAACAAAACAACGCACGUGUCCCUUCGUCAGCGAACAAACAACAGAAAAAACAGAAUAAGCAUUUUUUAAAAAAAAUAGUUCUUAGCUGAGAAAUAGUUUCCGGAAGGGCAGCAAAAGAAUUGUACAUUGUUGGCACACAUCACAUUAACGUAUUGCUAACUAAGUCAUCGAGUCCAGAGUUAUCCCAAAUGGUGGUUCGCGAGCCUCACAUUGCCGGUCUGCACAACAUGAAUAUUAAUGGUCAAAUAAAAAGAAACUAUAUAGAAAAAAUCGGGCAAUUUCAAAACGUGUCCACGGGUCCCACAUUCUUAAAAGCUUGGUAAACAUUUAUCUAAUCGACCUACUCAUCACUACCCUCAGUGCUAAUGAAGUCAUUUUAUUUCUUUCCUUUUGUCCAAUUCAUCUAUUGAAAACAUGUUCCUCUAGACUCCAGGAACGCUCAGCCAACAGUCAAAACGUGAGGACUGAAUAAAUUAACCUUAAAAUCGACUUGAGACCACCUACGUGUCAGAUUAUUUAGGUAUUGGUGUCCUUUGGUGACUUCCAUUGCUCGUGACAUUUUUCAUAAAUGAUUCCCUUCGCUUCCACACCAGGGUUGUCCGAGUGAACAGUGACCAGAGAGAUGUCGACCAGUUUACCGAUCACACCCCGUCUGAAGAGCACCACGUCCAGCUUCCUGAAACUCUCGGGGAAAAACGUCCUCAGCUACACCGACCACGCUUGGCUUUGGUCUGCGCUGUUCUUUACAGUCAUCGCCAGCAUAGUGGUAAGUGGUCAGUGUGUGGCCAGCAUCGUGGUAAGUGGUCAGUGUAUGGCCAGAAUAGUGGUAAGCAGCCAGUUCACUUUAAAGUGCUGUCAGUGUAUCGCCAGCACAGUCGUAAGCAACCAGUUCACUUGGAAGUGCUUUCAGUGUAUCGCCAGCACAGUCGUAAGCAACCAGUUCACUUUGAAGUGCUGUCAGUGUUUACUCAACUAUACCGUCACUUUAGUGAAUGCCCCUCGUGACGUUACUGUUUGUUGCCUGUUACUAUUAAUUCUCUGUAUUACACUGACACUUUACUGUGUGUUUGCAGCAAAGGAAUGUUUAUAUUAGUGUAGUUUUUUUUUUUUUUUUGUUGUUGUUUUUUUUGUUACCUUAUCUACCGUUAAUAUCAUCACUGAAUUUUUGCGCCAUCAAGUAAAUGUCUUUGAUAAAUAUUUUAAUUUUUGAAAACUUUGCAAAAAAUUAUAUAUUUAAAUUACUAUUAAUUCUCUGUAUUACACUGACACUUUACUGUGUGUUUGCAGCAAAGGAAUGUUUAUAUUAGUGUAGUUUUUUUUUUUUUUUGUUGUUGUUUUUUUUGUUACCUUAUCUACCGUUAAUAUCAUCACUGAAUUUUUGCGCCAUCAAGUAAAUGUCUUUGAUAAAUAUCUUAAUUCUCGAAAACUUAGCAAAAAAUUAUAUAUUUAAGACAAGUACUAUGAUUAUAAGACACAGUACACAGAUGUGUAGGAGCCUUAAUGAUCAACUUAUCGAUCAGGGGCCCACAAAAUAUAGAAGAGGGGAAGACACAGAACACUUUAUAUAUAUACAUACAUAUAUAACCCUUGCACCAACAGGGAAUUUGUACAGCCAAGAAAGGCGUCAGUGGAUUCUUCUUCGCCAACCGAAAUCUACGAUUUCUUCCGGUAAAAAAUAUGAUUUAUUUAUUUUAGUUUGUUUGUUAUUAUUGACGUCGUACUGUUACUAAAAUCGUGCGAUUGUUCUUUGAUGAUAGAGAAGUCAUUGGGGAAAGCGGCGGCAUUGUGAGAUGAUGUGGCAAUGCGUGGAGGGUGGAAUUAUGAGAUGAUGUGGCAAUGGGUGGACGGUGGAAUUGUGAGAUGAUGUGGCAAUGGGUGGAGGGUGGAAUUAUGAGAUGAUGUGGCAAUGGGUGGACGGUGGAAUUGUGAGAUGAUGUGGCAAUGGGUGGAGGGUGGAAUUAUGAGAUGAUGUGGCAAUGGGUGGACGGUGGAAUUGUGAGAUGAUGUGUCAAUGGGUGGAGGGUGGAAUUGUGAGAUGAUGUGCCAAUGGGUGGAGGGUGGAAUUAUGAGAUGAUGUGGCAAUGGGUGGACGGUGGAAUUGUGAGAUGAUGUGUCAAUGGGUGGAGGGUGGAAUUGUGAGAUGAUGUGUCAAUGGGUGGAGGGUGGAAUUGUGAGAUGAUGUAGCAAUGGGUGCGGGGGGGGGGCACUGUGAGAUAAUGUGGCAAUAGGUUGGGUGGCAUUGCGAGAUAAUGGGACAAUUGGUUGGGUGGCAUUAUGAGAUACUACGAAACGAAUAAAACAAAGUAAGGUUAAACCUGAAAAAAGGAACGCAAGAAAAUAACGAACGUGUCGGCAGGAAGCCUCCGUCAGCAAACAAACAGAAAAAAACAGAAUACAAUUUUAAAAAUAUAGCACUUAGCUGAGAAGUAGUAUUCGAGAGGGCAGCAAAUGAAUAGUGCAAUGGGUUUAACUGUAAGAUAAUGUGGCAAUGGUUUUAACUGUAAGAUAAUGUGGCGAUGGGUUUAACUGUAAGAUAAUGUGGCAAUUGGUUAAACCCUGAGAUAAUGUGGCAAUGGGUUUAACUGUAAGAUAAUGUGGCAAUGGGUUUAACUUUAAGAUAGUGUGGCAAUGGGUUUAACUGUAAGAUAAUGUGGCAAUGGGUUUAACUGUAAGAUAGUGUGGCAAUGGGUUUAACUGUAAGAUAAUGUGGCAAUGGGUUUAACUGUAAGAUAAUGUGGCAAUGGGUUUAACUGUAAGAUAGUGUGGCAAUGGGUUUAACUGUAAGAUAAUGUGGCAAUGGGUUUAACUGUAAGAUAAUGUGGCAAUGGGUUUAACUGUAAGAUAAUGUGGCAAUGGGUUGGAGGGCAUUGCGAAUGGAUGUGCGCCAACUUCGGGGGGGGGGGAAUUCUCACAUGAAAAGGAAACUUUAGAAGUUAUAACAGUUUUGUUGAAUCGCCCACAUGACCUUCACCCCCAAUAUGCCACAUUUAAUUCCCAAUACCUCACAGGGCAGGAGGGCUACAAGCGUUCGCCAAUAUUUAAAUCAGAAAUGUUUGAAUUUCUUGACCUCCAGGUCGCCUGUUCCAUGUUCAUGGCUAAUAUUGGCAGCGCCCAUUUUGUGGGGAUGGCUGGUCUGGCAAGUCACAGUGGCAUCACGAAUUUCGCCUACGAGCUCAAUGUUGGUGACGUGUUGUGCAUAUUUCAAUUCGUUCAAACUAUUUCCUUACUUUAUUAUCUUAUUAAUUAACUGAAAGUGUUUAGCUAGAUCUUUGUUUUCAUUAUAUUAUAUAAAACAUGUUGCUCUAUAAAAAAAAUUUAGACACUGAAGAUUUUAAAAAAAAUAUUCACAGUGUUAUAUGGGCGGAGCAAUAAGAAUGUCAGGACUUGCCUUACCACGUUAACUCAAGGGCAGAUCUUAAAGAAAUGAUGUAUCAUUAUAGAAUGAAAUAGAUUGUAGGACUCGGAGACUAGAAUAAAAAAAACAGAAUACUUCGCAUAGUGAUCGCGAUGCUAGUAAAUAAAAUCCUAUCCUCACGACCAGGUGAAGGAAAGAAGAUAGAAGUUGGAAGAACAAAAAUGAUCUUAAAGUCAAGCGAUUACUUAAGAACACCACACAAGACAAGAGUGGCACUACAGUCAUAAUUAAUUCUAAUUGCGACACUUCUUACGAUUCAUACGUACCACACUAGUGUGCAUCUGUUGCAAAGGCCUUAUGCGAAAUACGGUUAGUAGAGCCAAACUGGACAGCGGUGGGCCACUCAGACAAAGUUGCAAAGCGACCACGCCAAGAACAGAGGGAUUAUGGGAUUCUGUGGGUACAUUACUUUUAAGCGGAAACAAUCUAUGAUCAGAUUUAUUUACGCGUCCCAACAUAUGUGGGACAUCUAUGUGACCUCGACACCACAUGGCAUGAACAUCAUGCUCUCCUUGACUUGUUACUUUUUUGUUUGUUCGCCCCCUAAUUUUUACAACCAAUCACCGUGUACGUCCUUUCCUUAUAUUUUUACACCCCCCCCCAAACCUUUUUGCCUGUAUUAAUUAAUUCUCUUACCUACUCCUAGUUUAACUACAUUCCUCUUGUUCUGGGAUACAACAUUUCAGUCAAGAUUUUAUUUUUUGUUAUAUUUGCUCCUCUCUGUUUGUGAUGUGCGCAGACGAAGGCGUCUUGCCGGCACGUUCGUUGUUUGGUUGUGUUCUCCCCCCCCCAGAUUUUCCCCCGUAUCUGUUUUGUCAUAUUGCCUGCAUAUUGGUUUCUUCCUAUGAUCAAUGGUUAUUCAAACUCUUAAAGACCUAACGUUGUCGACGUGACUACUCUUUUCAGGCUACGUUUGCGUUCAUAAUUCUUGGCUGGAUCUUCUUGCCAGUGUACAUAGCAUCUGGGGUAAGUCAUCACACGUCGUGACUUUAUGUCAAAUACUUUCUCAUACCGUAGCGAUUAUUUCCCUGGGUUUUCACAUUUGUCACUAAUCAAAGUUACCCUUGCUCAUAUGAAGCAUUCUCAUUUUCUUGUUCACGUAGCUCUAAAAUUAGGACUGCAUAAAAAUGUAUGAGACUGUGCUUGGCGUGUGUAUCAAAUACAAUUUGACUAAAUCAAUCUCGGCAAAAAUAAUUCCUUGUGGUACAUCAAGCUUCACACAGUCGGGGGAGGCGGAGCAUAUAAGAGGUUGGUACCUCUGUCCACCUUUCAGAAAAAAUGCAAGGCAGACAAAUGAUUUAAACAUCAGUGUGUAGCAUCCUUUCACUCCCAUCAAGUCUCUAACGACCAUCUUCUCCCCCAUCCUGGCCCUAACGACCAUCUUCUCUCCCAUCCAGGCCCUGACGACCAUCUUCUCUCCCAUCCAAAGCCUGAAAACCAUAUUGUCUCCAAUCCAGUCCCUUCACAACCAUCUUAUUUUCCAGUUAAUGAAUAAUGGCUGUGUUGCUCCGGGUUGAAAUGGCUAGAAAGACUUUGAGAUUGUAUGCUUGUAAUUAGUUUUUGUAGUGUUGCGUUUGUUUUAAAUGUGGUAAAUUAUAGAUAUGUUUUUUGUUGACUUUGUACCGCGCUUCGAGCCUUUGGGGAUGAAGCGUGUUUUUGAAAUGAACUUUAUUAUUAUUAUUAUUAUCUUAUCUCCCAUCCAGUCCCUAACAACGAUCUUAUCUCCCACCCAGUCCCUUCACAACCAUCUUAUCUUCCACCCAGUCCCUUCACAAAUAUCUUAUCUCCCAUCCAGUCCCUUCACAACCAUCUUAUCUUCCACUCAGUCCCUUCACAACUAUCUUAUCUCCAACCCAGUCCCUUCACAACCAUCUUAUCUUCCAUCCAGUUCCUAACAACCAUCUUAUCUCCCAUCCAGUCCCUUAUCAACCAUCUUAUCUCCCAUCGAGUCCGUGACAAACAUCUUAUCUCCCAUCCAGUCCCUUAUCAACCAUCUUAUAUCCCAUCCAGUCCCUGACAAACAUCUUAUCUCCCAUCCAGUCCCUUAUCAACCAUCUUAUCUCCCAUCAAGUCCGUGACAAACAUCUUAUCUCCCAUCCAGUCCCUUAUCAACCAUCUUAUCUCCCAUCCAGUCCCUGACAAACAUCUUAUCUCCCAUCCAGUCCCUGACAACCAUCUUAUCUCCCAUCCAGUCCCUAACAACCAUCUUACCUCCCAUCCAGUCCCUAACAACCAUCUUAUCUCCCAUCCAGUCCCUAACAACCAUCUUCUCUCCCAUCCAGUCCCUAACAACCAUCUUCUCUCCCAUCCAGUCCCUAACAACCAUCUUGUCUCCCAUCCAGUCCCUAACAACCAUCUUGUCUCCCAUCCAGUCCCUGACAACCAUCUUCUCUCCCACCCAGUCCCUAACAACCAUCUUCUCUCCCAUCUAGUCCCUAACAACCAUCUUCUCUCCCAUCCAGUCCCUAACAACCAUCUUCUCUCCCAUCCAGUCCCUAACAACCAUCUUCUCUCCCAUCCAGUCCCUGAAAACCAUCUUCUCUCCCAUCCUGUCCUUGACAACCAUCUUCUCUCCCAUCCAGUCCCUGACAACCAUCUUCUCUCCCAUCCAGUCCCCUAACAACCAUCUUCUCUCCCAUCUAGUCCCUGACAACCAUCUUCUCUCCCAUCCAGUCCCUAACAACCAUCUUCUCUUCCAUCCAGUCCCUGACAACCAUCGACUACCUCAAGAAACGUUUCGGUGGUCUGCGCCUCGAGCUUUACCUGGCAACGCUCUCCCUGGUGUUGAUCGUCUUCACAAAGACUUCGGUAGGUUCAAAACAAGCAUGUUGACACAUUCGUCUUUUGAUGAAGCAGCGAAACAAAAUUUUAAGUAUAAAUAUCUCAUAUAUCUAAAAAUAGUUUUUGUUAUUGUUUGAUGUUUCGUAGCCCUUCUAUUCUGAUAUCAUUGUAACUUCAUCUAUUUGUAUCAACUUGUCAGAAUGAGCAUGGCCUGGGCUGAUAUCUUAGUUCUUUUCAGAUAGGGGUUAGCAACUAAUUUCUCAUUUGGCCGUGUAAUAACAGUAAGUCCAAAUCAAAUAUUAAAUUCUUUAUUGGCACGAACACCUCACAGAAUAAUCAAAUUCACACAUGACGACUAUGGCAACGAUUGAUUAAAUACAGUUCAUGAUAAAUCAAUUUCUAUUUAGGUUAUAACAUGACAAGUCACUCAUGCAUCGUGUCCCACGGAAAAAAAAUAGCUUUUUAACUGUUUUUUCUUGCUCUCCAAUAUGGUCGCUAAUAUAGUUCAUUACUACCUAUACUUAGAUACAUGUAUCCCUACUCUCACGAGACAUUGUGAUUUCAACUCAGCAAUGCAUCACCAUCAAAUAUCAUUAUGUUACGAUGUCAUUGCCACCGUACAAGAUAGCUCUCAUAUAAUAUAGAGGUAUACUGUCCAUUCGCCCUCUUCCCUUUUACCAGCCUAACUACUACCAUCUUUUUAAAAUGUGACCUAUAAAAUUGAAGACGAUAUAAAUUAAUGCGCCACUAAUGCGUUUACCUGCACCAAUGUGCACAGGUGGAGCUGUACGCCAUUUUCAAACUGUUGGAAGCCAUUUUCGGCCGCGUGGAUUUCCGGACGGUGUGUAUCCCUCCGCUCGUGUGGUCAGUAUUUGUCACGUGUUCAGGUGAGUUGAACUGCUCUAAAAAUGAACACGACUGCGCGCUAACUGAAAUAUAUCAUACCGCGGACCGGCAUGAACUUAUCUCGGACAUUGACAAUAGAAUACUAGGCUAAGCAUCGACUUAUCUCAAGUACUGACAACAGAAUACUCGGCUAAGCACCGACUUAUAUCAGGUACUGACAACAGAAUACUAGGCUAAGCACCGACUUAUCUCAGAUACUGACAACAGAAUACUAGGCUAAGCACAGACUUAUCUCAGAUACUGACAACAGAAUACUAGGCUGAGCACCAGCAUAACUCAGAUACUGACAACAGAAUACUAGGCUAAGCACUGACUUAUCUCAGACAUUGACAACAAAAUACUAGACUUAGCACUGACUUAUCUCAGAUAUUGACAACAAAAUACUAGACUUAGCACUGACUUAUCUCAGAUAUUGACAACAGGUUAUUAGGCUAAGCCUUGACCAUUAGUUUAACAUGUACUGAUCUCUGCUGACCAACAGUGUACCAUCUAUUAGCGCUAAGAUCGCCACUUACUGACAAAUACCAACAGUGUACCAUCUAUUAGCGCUAAGAUCACCACUUACUGACAAAUACCAACAGUGUCUUAUUGUAAUGACCAUGAUUUCCUACUGACCAACUAUCCAUCACGUACUGCUCACCAUGUUGUAAACCACCCACAGGUCCACAGUCAUAUGGGUCCUGACCAUUCAUGUAUCACAUAUAAACCACACGAAAGUUAACUAUGUUCUGACCGGUAUACCAUCAAUCCACUAAGGUUUAGUUUGCCUUAACCUCAAAUGGCUGUAUAUCUCGUUUGGUUCACUGCACUAACCUUGCACACAGACUUCUCCGGGCAGUUCGGAGGUGUUAACCUCGGAUGGUCGCUAAUCUCAGAGAUUGAAGACCUCUGACGUCAGGCUGUACCAUCCACUUAAGUUCCCUUGGGCUCAUCAGCUGCGCAAGGGUUUGUUUUUGUUUUUUUUGUUUUUUUUGCAGGGGGGGUUGUCCUCAGGGUUUCUUUCAGCUAUAUCUCCGGGGGGCAGUGCCCCCCCGGGGAAAGCCAAGUGCCUCCCGGAGCAAAAUUACCAAAUUAUAUCCAACAAUAAAUCAAAUGGCACACCACCCCCCCCCCCCCCCCCAAACCGAAACAAUCUGAAGUGUCCCCGGGGAAAAAUUUCUGAAAUAAUGACUGGUUGUCCUGCUGAUUUGGAACCAGCUAUAAGCUCUCCACAAAGGCGCCUAGCUCAACCCUCCCCCAUUGUUUCGCACCUUCCGGCGCUAACCACACCAUUGUCACCUUGAGCCGAACAGAUGCCCCCAAAAAACUAUUGACUCAAACAAACAAAAACUAUUCCGACCAGUCAACACACAUUUCUAGGACUCUAGCCAAGGAACUCGAUUUUUAUAAAGGGAAAAAUGUGAGAAAUAUUGUCUUUUUUAAAAAUAAGACAGAAAUGAAAAUUGUGGUAUCUAUUUAGACUCACCACAUGUCUAUUUAGACUCUCCCGUCUGUUUAGACUCACCCGUCUAUUUAGACUCUCCCGUCUGUUUAGACUCAGCUGUCUAUUUAGACUCACCUGUCUAUUUAGACUCACCUGUCUAGCACAUUUUAACUCCUGAAUGUUUGACGUCUUUUGUCACUAGGUGGCCUACAGGCUGUCGUCUACACUGACACGGCCCAGGCCUUCGUCUUGUUCAUAGGAGCUGGAUUUAUCUCCUACUACAGUGAGUAUUUUCCCUUGGUUUACCUCCUACUACAGUGAGUAUUUUCCCUUGAUUUAUCUCCUACUACAGUGACUAUUUUCCCUUGGUUUACCUCCUACUACAGUGAGUAUUUUCCCUUGAUUUAUCUACUACUACCGUGACUAUUUUCCCUUGGUUUACCUCCUACUACAGUGAGUAUUUUCCCUUGAUUUAUCUCCUACUACAGUGACUAUUUUCCCUUGGUUUACCUCCUACUACAGUGAGUAUUUUCCCUUGAUUUACCUCCUACUACAGUGACUAUUUUCCCUUGAUUUACCUCCUACUACAGUGACUAUUUUCCCUUGAUUUACCUCCUACUACAGUGACUAUUUUCCCUUGAUUUACCUCCUACUACAGUGAGUAUUUUCCCUUGAUUUAUCUACUACUACCGUGACUAUUUUCCCUUGGUUUACCUCCUACUACAGUGAGUAUUUUCCCUUGAUUUACCUCCUACUACAGUGACUAUUUUCCCUUGGUUUACCUCCUACUACAGUGAGUAUUUUCCCUUGAUUUACCUCCUACUACAGUGACUAUUUUCCCUUGAUUUACCUCCUACUACAGUGAGUAUUUUCCCUUGAUUUAUCUACUACUACCGUGAGUAAAGGUCCCUGAUUUUCAAAUGCUACAGGUAGUCACCUGUGUUAUUUCAGUUCCACCCCCCCCCCUUUUUUUUAAAAAUCUCAUGCUUAUAGGAGUACAAUACUUAGAGAGAGUAAAAAUAUAUUUUAAUAGCCACUAACCUUUCCUUGUAAAAAUUUAAAAAAUAAAAAUAAUAAUUUUUAAAAAUUUACAUUGUUUUGAGUAGCGAUGACGUGAAUGGAAACAUGAAUGGCAGAAGUCCCCCCCCCCCCCUUUUUUACCCCCCCCCCCCGCCACCCCGAUCCCUCCAGUUCAGCCCCUAUGUAUUCUUCCCUGUGCAUUUUUAAUGGCAUACUACUUAUGAGGGAUUUCAAAGAGAAUACUGCCAACUGACUGAGAAAGCGCAAUGCGUGACUCUGGGCGUGGCUUACUUGGUACUUGGAACAUGUCACAGCUUACCUCACAUCCGAUGAACACAUGGUCGAAAAACUGGCCCUUUAACUGACGGGAAGCUCGGGGGGGGGGUGUGCCUCUAACAUGGCCAGGCUUUAAACGGUCGUCUGACAGAGCAAGCGCCAACAAUCUGACAUCACCUUGUGUAGCACGUGUGACCAACUGUGUGACCCCAAACUAUCCCUGACCCUUGACCCCAGCUACAUGAGUACCUCAUCUCCCCUGUCGUCUUUAGGAGGAUAUAAAAGAUUUCUAUUUCCAGCCUUGGGCCAAUUUGAAUCUUAUGACUUCAUGAGAGAGAAAUUCUUCGAGGCUUGGCCAAAUACAACAAAACUUCACUUCGGAGACGAUUCAUCUUACCCGUAAGUCAACCGGUGUUUGAUUGAUCUUUCAAUUUUUACAGAACAAUUUAAAGCCCCCCCCCCCCUUUUUUUUUUCUCCCCCCCCCGCACACACCAGAUAUACGUGAUUGCUCUCUGCUCCCAUUCCCACCAGGUACACGUGAUUGCUCUCUCCUCCCAUCCGCACCAGGUACACGUGAUUGCUCUCUGUUCCUCUCUGUUCCCCAUCCCUACCAGGUACACCUACUGUGGCAUACCGAAAGCGUUAUCCUGGAACAUGUUUCGCAGUUACAGCAACACCGAUCUGCCGUGGCCUGGGAUGGUCUUUGGCAUCAUGAUCAGCGCCAUCUGGUACUUCUGCUGUGAUCAGGUCUGUAGCAGGCCUUAGCUUAGAAAACAUGGGCGUGACCAACUAUUUCAGUUAACAAACAUCGCGAUGCACACCUAUUUCAAACAUCGCGAUGUUAGAAGUCCUGCUCUCCCUGUACUGAAUGUAAGGUACAUAUAUGACGAUUUUUUAUAUGAACUACACUGACCUAUGAGGUGGGUUUGUUUUUUGUUUUCUUGAAGUUAGAAGACCGAUAUUGAAGAAAAGUAGAUACAUUUUGAUGUCAGGAUACCUUUUGUAAACGUUAGAGGGUGUAUUUAUUUAUGUUUGGAGCUGGGGUGUUGAGCAGAUACUAAGAGUUAGGUUGCAAUUCUCAGAUACUAAGGUUUAGGUUGCAAUUCUCAGAUAGGUUGCAAUUCUCAAAUACUAAGAUUUAGGUUGCAAGUCUCAAAUACUAAGAUGUAGGUUACAAUUCUCAGAUAGGAUGCAAUUCUCGGAUACUAAGAUUUAGGUUGCAAUUCUCAAAUACUAAGAUUUAGGUUGCAAUUCUCAGAUACUAAGAUUUAGGUUGCAAUUCUCAUAAACUAAGAUUUAGGUUGCAAUUCUCAUAUACUAAGAGUUAGGUUACAAUUCUCAUAUACUAAGAUUUAGGUUGCAAUUCUCAAAUACUGUGGAGAGUUCGGACCACGACGGCGCCGGACGCUUCAGAUCUCACAGCAGGGUACCGGCCAUCUGACCAGGGUAUUUCCCUGGGACGACUGGUUGGUAACCUGGCGCCGACUAAUCAAAGGGGCGGGGGAUAGUGCGCCGACUGAUCAAAGGGGCGGGCGCGAGUACAGACCUGGGAAGAAACUCUAUUGACCAGGGACUUAUAAAUAGGGACCUCUGGACAGGACUAGACAGAAUGCGGCCGGAUAGAGAAGCAGACAGUCAGGGAGAGCUCUGACGGUAUGAGAAGAGGGUAGUCAGAGUUGCGAGAUGAGAGAAAGUAUAAGCUAAGUGUCAGCUCAAUAAAGAACAAGAUUAUAAUCAUCAGAUGUUAUCGCUUGAGUUGUUUCCUUAGUGAAUGCCAGAUAUAGAUGAAGGUUAGCAGAGAGCAAGCAAGGUUUCCUUACAAUACUAAGAUUUAGGUUGCAAUUCUCAGAUACUAAGAGUUAGGUUGCAAUUCUCCUUUACUAAGAUUUAGGUUGUAAUGCUCAAUUUCCUCAAUGCUCUUAAUGUCCCUAAUGUCCCAAAUGUCCCUAAUGUCCCCAAUGUCCCUAAUGUCCCUAAUAUCCCUAAUGUCCCCAAUGUCCCUAAUGCCCUAAAUGUCCUCGUCUCCAGCUGAUUGUCCAGUUCGGACUGGGUGCCAAGAAUAUCGUCCAUGCAAAGUGGGCGUGCCUCCUAACGUCGUACGGCAAAAUUCUCACCAUCUUGUUCCUUAUUUUUCCUGGAAUAGUGGCCAGGAUUUUGUACACAGGUAAAUAGAACAUGUUCCCUUGGUGGCCAGGAUUUUGUAGAUAGGUAAAUAGCAUAAGUUCCCGUAGUGGCCAGGAUUUUGUACAUUGAUAAAUAGAAUAAGUUCCCAUAGUGGCCAGGAUUUUGGACACAGGUAAAUAGAUCAUGCUCCCUUGGUGGCCAGGAUUUAGUAGAUAGAUAAAUAGAAUAAGUUCCCAUAGGGGCCAGGAUUUUGUACAUUGGUAAAUAGAAUAAGUUCCCAUAGUGGCCAGGAUUUUGGACACAGGUAAAUAGAUCAUGCUCCCUUGGUGGCCAGGAUUUUGUAGAUAGGUAAAUAGCAUAAGUUCCCAUAGGGGCCAGGAUUUUGUAGAUAGGUAAAUAGAAAAAGUUCCCAUAGUGGCCAGGAUUUUGGACACAUGUAAAUAGAUCAUGUUCCCUUGGUGGCCAGGAUUUUGUAGAUGGGUAAAUGGCAUAAGUUCCCAUAGGGGCCAGGAUUUUGUAGAUAGGUAAAUAGAAAAAGUUCCCAUAGUGGCCAGGAUUUUGGACACAGGUAAAUAGAUCAUGUUCCCUUGGUGGCCAGGAUUUUGUAGAUGGGUAAAUAGCAUAAGUUCCCAUAGUGGCCAGGAUUUUGUAGAUAGGUAAAUAGAAUAAGUUCCCAUAGUGGCAUUGAAUUUGUGUGUGUGUGAAUAUAUAUAUAUAUAUAUAUUGAUAUACAUAUAUAUAUAUAUAUAUAUAUAUAUAUAAAUUGAUAUACAUAUAUAUUGAUAUACUUAUACAAAUCCAUUGUACGUGUCACAAGCAAUUUAAAUUGGAGGCAUCGAAUAGAAUAUUCACACUCAAUAAUAACAACGGAGGAGUUCGGGGAUAUGUGAGUGUUAUGCCGUUGGGACAUGACUUUUAUUGUGGGUUGUCGUAUGUCAUUUAUUCAAAGAAAAGUGACGUUAGAGUUCACUGCCAUCGCUGUAAUGAUGUCAUGUGUCGGCAGCACUAAAUGAUGAAUAGGUAGCACUACAUAUGAUGGGUGGGUAGUACUACUUGAUUGGUGGGCAGCACCACAAGAUGGGUGGAAAGUACUACUUGAUUGGUGGGCAGCACUAAUUGAUAGGUGGGCAGCAGCACAUAAUGGGCGGGUAGUACUACUUGAUUGGUGGGCAGCACUACAAGAUGGGUGGGUAUAACUACUUCAUUGGUGUCGAGCGUUAAAUGGUAGGUGGGAAGCACUACAUGAUGGGUGUCAAGUACUACUUGAUUGGUGGGCAGCACUGCAUGAUCGGUGGGAAGCAUUAUGUGAUGGGUGCGAAGCACUGCAUGAUGGGUGUGAAGCACUGCAAGAGGGGUGGGAAGCACUACAUGCUGGGUAGGAAGCAUUGCAUCAUUGGUGGUCAGCACUACAUGAUGUGUUGGUAGCACUGCAUGAUAGGUGGGAAGCACUGCAUGAUGGGUGGGCAGCACCGCAUGAUGGGUGGGCAGCACUACAUGAUGGGUGGGAAGUACUACUUGUUUGAUGGGCAGCAUUACGUGAUGGGUGGGCAGCCCUACAUGAUGUGUUGGCAGCACUGCAUGAUAAGUGGGAAUCACUGCAUGAUGGGUGGGCAGCACCGCAUGACGGGUGGGCAGCACUACAUGAUGGGUGGGAAGUACUACUUGUUUGAUGGGCAGCACUACGUGAUGGGUGGGCUGCACUACAUGAUGGGUGGGAAGCACUGCAUGAUGGGUGGGCAGCACUACGUAAUAGGUGGGCAGCACUACAGGAUGGGUGGGCAGUGCUAUCAUUAAUUUAAAUACAACGCGAUUCAAUGACCAAAGAUUUCAAAUACAAUCACAGUUGUGUAGUAACAAAUCUUUCAUAACAUUAAACAGUAGAGUGUCUGAUCACUUUCAUUGUCACUACGUCACGUAGUUUGUUGUUGUUGUUGUUGUGUUUUUGUUUUUUUGUUUUUUUUGUGUAGAUGGGAGAAUUGUUUCUAUGACGUCACAAAUAUUCCUUAUUUCUGUGCUCAAUGAUUUUUUUUUUUAAAUACUAUUUUCGUUCAUUUUGUAGACAUCGUAGCUUGUGCUGACCCGACUGUAUGUCAGAAUACGUGCAAGUCUCGAAAUGGCUGCUCCAACCUGGC
Messenger RNA from Lymnaea stagnalis (great pond snail), 14458 nucleotides. Lineage: Eukaryota; Metazoa; Mollusca; Gastropoda; Lymnaeidae. The record is from the annotation of a GenBank genome assembly.